GGGAGGCGGAGCGCCGCCCGGCUGCACUCGGCUGCGGCGGCCCCUAUUGGCCGCGGUGGGGGCGCCUGGUGACGUGGCCGCCGGUACCGGCGGCGGGUGCCGGCAGCGGGGCGAUGCGCGGGCGGGCGGCGGAGGGCGCACAUGGCCAGGAUCGGCGUUUCCUGCCCGUCGUGGCGCUCGGCGGGACCCUGCCCGUUCUUGGGCCCGCGGCAGCGCCCGGCGGCGCUGGGGCUGGCCCUCGUCCUGGGGCUGCUGCUGCUGCUGCUGGUGGCUGCCGCCCCCCGCCGCUGGACCGCGCCGUCCCGCGCCAGCCGGCGCGACGAGAGGUACCUGGCGCGGGUGGAGGAGCUGACGGCCACCGACACCGAGGACCUGGCCCUCAGUUACGGGGUGGUCAUCGACUGCGGGAGCAGCGGGUCCCGGGUCUUCGUCUACUUCUGGCCCCCGCACAACGGGAACCCCCACGACCUGCUGGACAUCAAGCAGAUGAGGGACCGCAGCAGCCGCCCCGUCGUCAAGAAAAUUAAACCAGGCAUCUCCACCGCGGCGGCGGCGGCCCCGGAGAAAGCUACGCCCUACCUGCGCCCGCUGCUCCAGUUCGCGGCGGCCCACGUCCCCGUCCAGAAGCACAAGGAAACGCCGCUGUACAUCCUAUGCACGGCCGGCAUGCGGCUGCUGCCCGAGAGGCAGCAAGCUGCAAUCCUGGAGGACUUGGCGAGAAACGUGCCCCUGGAGUUUGAUUUCCUCUUCUCCAAAUCACACGCAGAAGUGAUUUCAGGCAAACAGGAAGGUGUCUAUGCUUGGAUCGGCAUCAACUUUGUCCUGGGGCGGUUUGAUCACGAGGAUGAGGAGGAUGCGGUGGUCACCGUAGCACUGGGGGACCAGGGACAGUCCCUGGUUCGGAAGCGAACAGUUGGGAUCCUAGACAUGGGCGGUGCCUCCCUGCAAAUCGCCUAUGAAGUACCCGACUCUGGAGCCUUCUCCUCCCCACAGCAGGAGGAGGCUGCUAAGAGCUUGCUGGCAGAAUUCAACCUGGGCUGUGACGUGCAGCACACUGGCCACAUGUACCGCGUCUACGUCAACACCUUCCUGGGCUUCGGGGGCAAUUUUGCCCGGCAGCGCUAUGAGGAGCUUGUGCUGAACCAGACCUAUGUGCACAACCGCCUGCACAGCCAGUGGACAGGGCUGAGCCCCGAGAUACCCUUCCUGGACCCCUGCUUGCCCGUGGGGCUGGAGGACACGGUGGCCAGGGGUGGCCAAACCCUGUACGUGCGAGGGCGAGGGGACUGGCUGGCCUGCGCGGAGCAGCUGCAGCCCCUCCUGGCUGGGUCCAACAGCAGCCAGGCCUCCCUGGUGGGGGCCUACAAAGCACCCAUCGACUUUGGCAAUAGCGAGUUUUACGGCUUCUCUGAGUUUUUCUACUGCACAGAGGAUGUGCUGCGCCUGGGGGGCCGCUACAGUGCCCCCAUCUUCACCUCUGCCGCCCAGGAAUACUGCAGCCAGCGAUGGGAGGUGCUGACCCAGCGCUUCCGUGGCGGCCUCUACUCGGCACAUGCUGACCAGCACCGUCUGAAGUAUCAGUGCUUCAAAUCAGCCUGGAUGUACCAAGUCCUUCACCAGGGCUUCCGUUUCCCCCUGGACUACCCCAGCCUGCGCACGGCCCAGCUGGUGUACGACCGGGAGGUGCAGUGGACGCUGGGAGCCAUCCUCUACAAGACACGGUUUCUGCCACUCAGGGAUCUCCGGCAGGAGAGCAUCCGGCAAGCACAUGCCUCCUGGCUGCGCCUCUCUUUUGUCUACAACCACUAUCUCUUCUUCGCCUGCAUCCUGGUCGUAGUGCUGGCCAUAGUCCUCUACCUCCUGCGGCUGCGCCGCAUCCACCGCCGGCAGCUGCGCUUGGCCCAGCUCACCCUGCUCUGGCUGGACAAGGUGGUGGUACCACCAAGCCAGGGAAACGGGCUAUGACAUUGGUGGUACCCACCGUCCCAUUGCACCAGCAGAACCAGGACUGUCUGACAGCCUGGGCUCCGAGGGCUUGGACUCUUUCUUGAAGACCAUCUCAACUCUGCACUCCAUCAUCUCCACAUCAGAACCAAAACCUGUGGGCCAAGGCAGCUACAGCCACCAGAGCUUUCCUCUCUGCCUCGCCCCAGUCCUAAUCUUCAUGUUCCUUGGCCUCCGGCCUUCUCCUUGCUACGUGGUGUAGAGCAAAGUCCUCUGCUGCUAGCGGGCUCAAGGCUGCAGCCCUGGCAGGUCCCUCAGAUAAGCAGGACAUUAUCGCUGAGGUGGCCAACCCAGGGCUGUUGCCUGAAGCACUAGGCCACCCCAUGACUCAGCCACCAGUUUGCAGAGCAAGCUGGUGAGGUGCUGUAGGUCAUCACCCAAGGUCCUUUACAAGUCCAUGAACCAGGUGAGCCACGAGCUCCAGGGGGCUGUUCUGCCCAGCCUGGCCCCUCUCAGAGCACUCUUUAAGAGGUGUCCUGCUCUUUGCCAUGUCUUCCCCUCCUAGGACAAUCCUCCCAUAGUCCUAGCCACUGCCCCAGGCUCAGCACCGAGAGCUCAGGGAUUGGUACCUAAGGCACCACCAAAGUGGGCUGUGUUUCCUUUCAUACAUUCCCUCCUCGGCGCAUCUGCCCCGUGAUGUCCCACAGGUUAAUCAGGCACUACUGCCAGGACCCGUGGUUCUCUCCCCUGAGCGCAGGCUGGGCCUGCCCACAGGGCAACCACCUCACUCCAGCUCAGCUCACUGCCCCAGGGCAGAUCUGGGCUGUGGCUCUGCGCACAGGCACGAGCCUUCUUCCCCUGGGGCUGGAGCCCCUGAUGACCCAAUGAAGAUCGUCACUUUUUACUUGAACUCGGCUGUUCCCAUUCCUGUAGCAAUAAACAAACUCCUUGAGCCAUCCAACACUGGUCUUGUUUUCUAGCAAACACCUCCCCAACAGUGAUGGCUCUGGGCUGGCAGCAUGACUGGGGGCUGGUAGCGGCAAUGAUCCAAACUGAACUGUUGUGAUUCUCGGAGGCAGCAUCCUUUGCUGCUCUGCUCUCCUCCCUCCUCUUAACACAAGGAAAUUGAGCCUGGCCACUCAGAGCCCCUGGAAGAUGUUGUUCCCUGCUUUUCACCUAAUUCCCCACCCCAGCCUAGAAAAGGAGCCACUAAGCUUCUCCAGCUGCUGCACAGCCACAGGGAUGGCCCCAGCACAGCUGCCUACCACCAGGGAGGCUGGACACGUACACAAUUUUCCCUCUAGCACAUGCUGCUGCCUACCUGUGACCCCAGUCCCACAGGACAAGUGCACAGGUGGCAUCAAGGAUAAAACUUUCCAGGCACCCAGUGUGCUGCCAACCUUCUGCUCCACAGC
Messenger RNA from Chroicocephalus ridibundus (black-headed gull), 3359 nucleotides. RefSeq names its product ectonucleoside triphosphate diphosphohydrolase 7 (gene ENTPD7). Gene Ontology annotation, biological process: UDP catabolic process. Gene Ontology annotation, cellular component: Golgi apparatus. NCBI's taxonomy places the organism in Eukaryota, Metazoa, Chordata, Aves, Charadriiformes, Laridae. The coding region runs from base 142 to 1965 and encodes 607 amino acids. The record is from RefSeq and is a predicted model, not a curated record. Gene Ontology annotation, molecular function: GDP phosphatase activity; UDP phosphatase activity. The transcript has 12 exons.